CAAAAAUAUAAUAUGUAUAGAUCAUCUUAUUACGAAUCUGAUUAAAAGGACAUAAUCAUAGCAUAAUUAAAAGCAGAUAUCUAUGAGGCUCAAAAAUAAUAAGAAGAACUAGAGUUGCUUGAAUAAGAAAUGGGAAAAUGGGAAGUAAAAAUCAAGAUGGCCAAUGAAGAAAAAGUUUUAUUGUAUUCUUAUUACAUAGUUAAUCAUUGAACAUGAAAAUAAACAAAAGCAUGAAUAAUGUAUUGCAUAGAUUUAAAUGAUGACUUAAGAAAUAAAUUAAUUAUCAAAAAUCUUGAAAGAAAGACAUUUAGAUCAGGAGAGAUAAAUUAUAUAAUAAAAAGAAUUAGAAGAAAUUAAUGAUUAAAGAUAACUUGAAAUUUAACAAGCGAGGAAAUAGCUGAAUAAAUUAUCAGAUUAAGUUAUUUAGGAAUCAUCGAUGAUGGAAAACUUAUAACAAAAACUUGAGGAAUUUGAAUAGGAAAGUUAUAAUGCAGAAAUAAAAAACAAAGAGCAAAAUAGGAAGUUGAAUGAAAUUUAAUAAAAGAAUAGAAAAAUUGAAUAAGAUUGCCAAAUAUUACAAGAUCAAUUAAUAUAAUUAUAAUAAAGUGAUUAGGAAUAAGAAAUAAAUAAAGUAAGUUAUAAAAAUAAAUUAGUAUUAAUAACAAUUAGCCUAUACUAAUGAGCAAAUAAAAAAAAUUGAUUAGGAUUUUCAACAAGAAAAAUAAAACAAUAAAUCUACUGAGUAAUAAAUAAGUCGUAUGAAUCAUGAUUUAUAAUAAAAUGAGAUCGAUUUAUAGAAAUAAAGAAAAUUUCUAAUAAUGGAAUAAUAGAAAAAGGAUGAAUUGAAUAAGAAAAAGAUAUAAUUACAAAAAGUUCAGAUGCAUCGUUAAGAAUAAUAUUCUUAAGCAGAUUAAGAGUUGAAUAAAACUAAAAUGGAUAACCAAACAAUUAUCAAUGAUAAUAAUUGUUAUAAAACUAAAUUGAAAUAACUUUAGACUCAUAUAGAUAUCUUAAUGAAGGUUAAUUAGGAAUUAGUAAAUGAAUUAGAACAGUAUUGUGGAGAUGAUUAAAAAAUAAAAUAAAUUCUGAAUAGAGCUGCAAGAGUAAAAGAACUAUAGCUAAGAAUUGCUUAAGGUAAUCGAUUACUUAAAAAAUGA
Molecule: messenger RNA, 1157 nt
Organism: Paramecium sonneborni
Lineage: Eukaryota; Ciliophora; Oligohymenophorea; Peniculida; Parameciidae
Source: the annotation of a GenBank genome assembly